Messenger RNA from Osmia bicornis bicornis, 1525 nucleotides. RefSeq lists its product as uncharacterized. The transcript has 3 exons. The record is from RefSeq and is a predicted model, not a curated record. NCBI's taxonomy places the organism in Eukaryota, Metazoa, Arthropoda, Insecta, Hymenoptera, Megachilidae. Bases 501 to 1094 code for a protein of 197 amino acids.
AUUUAUAAGUAAUUAGGUUGUAUUCAUUAUUUUUACCUAUAAUUGUACUUAAUCCUUCUUUUUUUCAAAUAUUCGAGAAAUCGAUUGUAUCGAAGUGAUAUUGUUAGCAAAACUGUCCGCUAAACUUUAUGAAAUACCAAAAACAUUAUUAUUAGAUAUUGUGGAAAGAAUUAAUUAGAAUUUAAUAUAAAAAUGGAAAGGUUUUUAUCUAACAUGCCAGAGAUCUCUCACUUCGAGAAAAAAUUUCACGAAAUAAUUUACGAAGUUCAAAGAAGCAAGGUAGUAAAUUUUUUCAAAUUUAAAAAUAAUUUCAUCAUUAAAAUAAUUAACAAUAUUCUUCCCAGAAAGAGUUGGAUAAAUUGGAAAAGGAACAUUUGUUAAUACGCGAAGAAUUAUGCUCGAAGAACGCGCUUUUGAAAAAUGAACAAAGAACAUCGAACGAUUUACGAAUUCGAUUGAAAUCAGCUACGGAAACGAUUAGUUCCCUAGUGGAAGAGAAAAUGCGUGAUAAAAUUUUUUAUUCAAACUUAUCGAUGGAUCAUGACAGUCUCUUGAAAGAACGUGACAUAUUAGCAAAAGAAACUUUGUCCAAUCAAACGGAAGCCGCGAAAUUCAAAAUUCAUAUAGAGAAUUUGGAGAACACGUUGCGGCGGGAAACAUGUCGAAAAGAGGAACUAGAAAAAGAGCUGAUUGAAUUGAAAAAUAACAAUGAAAAAAUUGUAGCAAGUAUUGAUAUGAAUAUUACUAAACUGUCAAAGGAGCAGAAGUACUUAACAGAAAGUGCCAAAGCUAUAAUUCAAUUAAAUAAAAGAUUACAAACAUUUGGCCUUUGUUUCCAUGCGAUUCAUCAAAAGGAUAGAGUAGAACUGAAGAAUUUACAACAUAGAUUAACUGUCCUUGCGAUGAAUGAAUCAAUCCAAACAGCUAGUAAUAACAAAUUACAUCCAGAAUUAGAUAAUUUAUGCUUUGAGCUAAAAGAAACAUUAAUGGAGACAAAAUCUAAAAUGCAAAACUCUGAAACGUUUGAAAAGAACUUAAACAAAUUCUUCGAAGAAUUCUCUUCGCAGAUACAAUCAUCAAUGCCACGUCACUGAUGAAAAGAGACAAUAAUUGAUGAUCGUUAUCAACAUUUAUUUCAGUUUAAUUUCUCGUUACAUCAGACAAGUAAUAGCUUCGUUUCGACUCGACGAAAUGGUAUUUCGAAAUAAAAUUACAUUGCUUAUUCUUAUAAAAUGUUUAAAAAAUUACUAGUAAUUUUGUAUAUACAACGUCAUCCAGUUUUUCAGUGCGAUAAGUUUGUAAGAAAGUAACAGCUAUUUAGUUCGUUGCAUUUUUCUUUUCUAUAAUUUAUUCUUCUAUCAACUAAAAUCAUAUGCGAUUCAUAGAUUCAGCUUAACUGUAAAAAACAUUUGUUUUAAAAAAGUACUCAAGUAUUUUCUUAAGGCGCAUAUUUACCUAGUUUAAAAAGAUUAUUAAUCGGUUAUUGGCGUUAAUUAUAGUUAUAAAUAAUAUCAAUAAAAUAUUA